Messenger RNA from Mesorhabditis spiculigera, 1728 nucleotides. The record is from the annotation of a GenBank genome assembly. NCBI's taxonomy places the organism in Eukaryota, Metazoa, Nematoda, Chromadorea, Rhabditida, Rhabditidae.
AUGACGAUAUUGGACAAGAUUCUUGUCGCGCUGAAGCUGAAGGCCCCGCCGACCGGGGGGCCCGAGGAACCGGCGCCAAAAGACGUGCAAGAGUUGAUUGAUCGGCUGCCGCCGGCCUACCAUGAAUUCCGAAAACAGGAAGAUCCCUACAAGCUCGCCACAACACUUAUAUUUAUUGUCCUUACCGUCAUUUUCGGAACGGCGGCUUGGAAAGCGAUGCAGGUUCCCCGCGCAGAAAUGGCAAAUCUGGAGGAUAAUGUGCGGAAGAUUGACCUAGAAAUUACGGUCCAUUUGGUCCCAACGAGCGCCCAGUUGAUUGACAGAUUGGCAAAAAUCGAGGAGCAGACGAUACAACGGCUCAAUGAAAUUGAUCCACCAACGACGCUGAAUAUUCGAUGGAAUACGCGGAUCCACGGGAUACGAUCCCUUGAUCAACUACAAGGUACGAAAGAACGCAGUUUGGACAUCCAUUUGGCGCUUGUUGAUCCGGCUGAUUGGACCCAUUUCUCUGCAAACCACGCCUACAUGACGUGCUCGCAGUGGACGUUGAUCCAAGUGGGCGACGAUUUGGAGAAGACCGGCCAGCGGAUCGGGUCUUUGGUUUGGGAGGUUCUAAUCGACAUGCCGCACCUCGAGGCCAUCGUCAAACGCGAUCAGCGCGAGCAGAUGAACGCCUGGCAAAUUGCAGCCCUACCACUUUCACACCAGAAACGCUUGGUCUGGGACAGCGCGGCUCUCUCGCAAAACUACAUCGUCCAGAUCAUCUUCUUGCAUCAAAACGCUGCCGCUGAUGAGGAGCUGCUUCAAAAGGCCAAGAAAACGCAAGAGUACGUCGUCCGUUUUGCCAACGCCAUCAAGAACGUUACUUCUUUGACGGUGAGCACCCAGCACCUGUGGGACUUUGGCGUGAUGCACUACUUGGAGAAGGACGUCCAGGAUCGCUGGGUUUUGUCGGCGGACGCCAUGCAGAAUGUUAUCAAGAAUGUCGACAUGCAACUCCACUCGGUCCCCAGCUCGGAUCCGGUCUACAAGUUGGUGGUCCUGGAAACGGAUAGCCCGGCUAUUGUGCUGGAUCAUACGGGCGAAGACAGCAAAGGAGCAGCCGUUGCCGCGUGGGGAUCGAUUGUGGCGCGAAACGAGAAAACGGACGCUCAUAUGCUGGCCUCGUUACGCGUACUCCUUGGUAUCGACGCGGAAUUGGACGGCGGUCGAGCAAGGAAUCCAUGCCCGAUUGCCCAGUGGGAGAUUACGCGAAUGCACCUCCGCGCCUACGUUGACAACACUUUACGGGCCCGGCAUGCCAUCAGAGCCCUUCAUCGGAUCAAGGACAAGAUUGCCGAGAUUGUAAUCUCGAAAGAGGUGGCGACGAAGGUGAACGACGCGCUGGAGAUGCUGAAGACGGUAGAUGACCCGCAUGCGCCGCCGUUGGACAAUGUGGCGAAGGCCAGGAAAUUGGCUGACAGCGCACUCGCCGAUCCAUCACUUCUCGCCCUCCUCUACUUCCCGCAAGAUCAAAAGUUCGCCGUCCUAAUCCCGAUCUUUGCGCCUCUGCUCGCGCCGAUCAUCGGCUCGAUCUGGCGACUGUUCGGCUACGGAUGGCCGUGGAAGGCCGGAAUCCUCAUCACCGCGUCGCUUUACUACUAUUACUGGACCGAAUUAAUCCUGCCGGUUGUCGCCGGAAACUUCUUCCUCCGUGCCUUUACAAAUUUGUACUAUGGACGGGCUGUG